Molecule: messenger RNA, 1423 nt
Organism: Capsella rubella
Lineage: Eukaryota; Viridiplantae; Streptophyta; Magnoliopsida; Brassicales; Brassicaceae
Product: probable sodium/metabolite cotransporter BASS6, chloroplastic
Exons: 8
Coding region: 74-1297 (407 amino acids)
Cellular component (GO): membrane
Source: RefSeq, a predicted model, not a curated record
CUCUCGGAGUUACGCCAUUAAUUCCUCAACCAAGUCAAAAGAAAACAAAAAAACAAAAAAAACAAAAACAAAAAUGAGCGUGAUCAAUCCUAUAGGAACUCUACAUGUAAAGCCAACACUUGGUCUUCUACCACGAGCUGUUUAUCAUCGCAGUCAACAGAUUCAGGUUUUCCCGCCCAACACCUUCACGAACUCUUCUUUGAGUUCUUCACUUCGCAUUGAACCGAUUUCUCAAGUUGGCGGAUCGAGGAAUUUGUGGCGUAGUUAUGUAUCCGACAAGUUCUCGGAUAUGGGUUUGAAUCCUGGAGCUGAUUCAUUUGAGAUUUUCAGUGAAAAGGCUUCUAUAGUGGAUACAUUGAAGAAAGCAAACUCUGUUCUUCCUCAUGUGGUGUUGGCGAGUACAAUAUUAGCUCUUAUCUAUCCUCCUUCUUUCACAUGGUUUACAUCGAGGUACUUUGUACCAGCUUUAGGAUUCUUGAUGUUUGCGGUUGGUAUCAAUUCAAAUGAGAAAGACUUUCUUGAAGCCUUCAAAAGACCAAAAGCUAUUCUACUUGGUUAUGUUGGACAAUAUCUCAUUAAGCCUCUCCUAGGUUUCAUAUUUGGCCUAGCUGCUGUUUCUCUUUUCCAUCUCCCAACUCCAAUAGGUGCUGGAAUCAUGUUGGUUUCAUGUGUUAGUGGAGCUCAGUUAUCAAACUACGCAACUUUCCUAACUGAUCCAGCAUUGGCACCUCUCAGCAUCGUCAUGACAUCUCUAUCAACCGCUACUGCAGUUCUUAUCACACCAAUGCUUUCACUAUUGCUCAUCGGGAAGAAACUACCUGUUGAUGUAAAAGGAAUGAUAUCCAGCAUUCUCCAGGUCGUUGUCGCACCAAUUGCUGCGGGAUUGCUUUUAAACAAGUUAUUCCCGAAAGUAUCUAAUGCAAUCCGACCGUUUCUCCCAAUUCUAUCGGUUCUUGACACAGCUUGUUGCGUUGGAGCACCACUGGCAUUGAACAUAAACUCGGUCAUGUCUCCGUUUGGAGCCACCAUUUUAUUUCUAGUAACAAUGUUUCAUCUCGCUGCUUUCCUCGCUGGAUACUUCCUUACUGGUUCCGUCUUUAGCAACUCUCCAGACGCAAAAGCCUUGCAAAGAACAUUGUCCUUUGAAACUGGAAUGCAGAGUAGCCUUUUGGCUCUAGCACUUGCCACUAAGUUCUUUCAAGAUCCUCUUGUGGGGAUUCCUCCUGCUAUCUCUACGGUGGUAAUGUCAUUGAUGGGUUUCACUCUCGUUAUGAUCUGGUCUAACGACAGAAAGUAAUAACAUUUAAACAAUGUAAUUUUUUGUAUCACUCCGCAUUUUGAUUAUACAUAUAUCUACCACGAACAUUUGGAACUUCUUCUUGUAAUAUAAAUCAAUCCAGUGUUUGAGAUUUAAAUUUACCAA